AUGUCUUUUCGGCAACAAUAUAAAGUGAAAACGUUUGGUUUUGGAGAUACAGACAAGGGUCGGUUUAUUCGCACCAAGAAACAUGAAGAAACGCGUAAAACCCAAAGAGCUGCAACGUUUAAUAAAAAUAGAGUCAUAUCAAAUUCUGCGGAAAGCAUAUCACAGAGCAAAGGCGUGCAGUUAGUCCCAGUAGUGGAGGAUCGUAUGACUAAGCUCUUAAAGUGGAAAGUGGAACGCGAAAGACGCAGAACGCUUGAACAACUCAAGAAAAAGCCACCCUUUGUUGUUGGAGUAGUUCAUCACAAAUUGUGUUCUCCAAUUAGAAAAGAUCAUAGUGCUGAUUCAAUUAUGACAUGUGAAAAGACACGUAAUCAGGCUACACACACACCUUUGUCAUCGUUUAACGAAAGAGUUACAAAAGCAACAGAGGAAAGAUUAAUGAAUAAAACACUUACAAAGAAAAUAACAAAAGAUUCCCUUAGAAAUCCAAGUGUUACAAAUAAGGAAGAAAAAUGCCAGAAAAUGGAUGUACAAGCUUACACUCCUGCUAAUUGCAAAUUCAAAACUCCAACUGGAUUGGUUCAAGUACCUUUAUUUUGCACAGUAGCCAUAACAAGUAUGUCACCUGCUAAAAUAAACGAACUUAUAUCUUCACCUUCAAGAAUAUCAAGGGCAAAUAGAAAAACUGGUACUGCAGAAUUUAACGUAGAACCAGUCAUUAACAUGGAAGGUGAUAUAUCAACAAAUGACAAGAAGAGUGAUACUGAUUAUGCAGAAAGUAGUUCUUUGAUAAAAGGUGCAUUCUAUGAUGAAGAAAAAAUAUUUAAUUCUUCUAAUAAUAAUAGAGGCAAUAAUGACAAUGAGAUAAAAUUUAGCGAUGAUAAUACAAUACAUAACAGUAAAGAAUAUAACAAGGAAGUGUACAAUAGUGAUAAGGAAGUAUUUUCUUCCUCAAACAAUAACAUAUCUAUGUCGUUAAAAUCUGAUUCUCCAAAUGAACCAGUUUUCUUUUCACCUUAUAUAGUUUCUAGCCGUGGGAAAAGCAAUGCUAGAAAAGAACAACAAUUAAAACGUGGUUUCAGUCUUGGUCACUCACCAAGUACCGAUGUUCCUACAAAAGAUACUGUCAUGAAAAAUUUAAAUAUAUCAGUUGAAGAAGAGGCACAUACUGCACAAUAUUUUCAAUUUCUUCUAAACAGAGAAAUAACCAGAUUAAAUGAAUUAUGUAAAAAAUGGACAGAAAUUAAAGCAAAACCUGAAACUACAGAGGAUGGAAAAUAUGAAAUAAGUCAAACUAUUGGCCAAACGAAUUUGUUAAUAAGCAAAAAGUUUGAAAGAUUUUGUGGAUUAGUUGCUGAUUGUGAGACAGGAAAAGGAGAAAUGUUAGUUACAUGUAAAGAUUUGCAAGGAUUUUGGGAUAUGAUGUAUAUAGAAGUAAAGAAAUGUGAUUCACAAUUUGAAAAAUUAGAGACUCUUUGUUCACAAGGCUGGAAGAAAGAAGAAUUACCUGUUGGCAAAUCCAUUGCUAAAAAGAAAUCUACUGUAAAAAGAAAUGUAUUCACAAAAUCAAGUUCUAUCAAAGCGUUUUUAGCAAAAAAGAAGCAAAGGAUGUCGCGAGAAAUAAAACAUAAUCGUGAUAUGAAAGAAGUUGAAGUUACAAAUAAUCAAAUUCUGAGUAAUAAAUAUGGAAAGGAUGAAAGCUUUUAUGUAAAAUAUAAAACAAGAAAGUCUAUGUCUAGUACACCUAAUCAAAAAGAUUAUGCACCUAUGAAAGAUGAUAAAAGAUUAAGUCCAUUGCAAAAGGUACGUUUCUCUGAAACAUUCAAGAAGAUAAAGAGUCCAUUAAUCAGAAUGGAAGUAAGUGAAGAGUGUGAAACACCAGAGGUACACUUGGAUGAUACAAUAUCUUAUGUUAAUUCUGAUCAAACACCAGGGAAAAGUAUAUUGAAGCCAUCAAAGAAUGGAAGUGUAGCAGAAUCUCAUAUGAAGUCAACAAAUAAAGUUAAUUUUGAUGAUCAUAUAGUUUUAAAUGAAGUACCAAUUGAUGAAGAAACGCAGACAAAAAUGGAUUUGGCUGCAGCAUUAUCAAGAAUAGAUAGUUUUAACUUUGAUAAUCACGGUGAAGUAAUAAUUAGGGCAGAAAGAAAACUUAUAUUUAAUGAUAAUAGUUCUGAUGAAUCUGAAGAAGAUAUUGGACAUUUUAAAUCGAAAAAUUCUAUAACACCAUCUGCAACAGUAUUACCAAGAUCAGAAUUAGUUAAAAAUCUUAGCACACCUCCACCAAGGAGAAGUUUAAGAAGACAAAAUACUUUUGAUAAAAAAUUACAAAAACAUGUUUCUAUAAGCAACAAACAAGAAAUAAUGAAACAGGAUGAAAGUAUUAGAGUUUUACGAAAUAGAACUGUCACAGCAAUUGGUACACCUAUAGCUAAGAGGAAAGCCUUAAAAGAAAUGUCUACUGCUAUCCAAGAAUCAGAACAUAAGGAAAAUAAACCUCUUUCAGGGAGAAGAAGAAAAAGUUUUAUUCAAGGCAGUAUUAAUGAAGAGAAUAAAAUGAAUUUACACAGUUUGAUUGAUAACACGUCUUUAGAAGAAAGUAAUGUCAGGAGAAGAUCCACUAGAAAUGUCAAAUUUUUGGAAAGUGAGUAUAGUGAUUGUGAAACAAGCAAACCGGUAUUACCCAUUACUCCGCAUAUUAGAAGGAGUAGGGCACAAUCUAGCGAUAGAAAGACGAGGAGUAUAAUCACAGAAGACCUUAUUUCAUGGGAAACACCAGAGAAACCUUCACAACGGAUUAGAAGGUCUCAAAAUAAAAAAGUGGAACAAGAAGAAUCGACUGGUUGCAAUGAUGCUGCAAGUUUCUGCGGUUUGAGAGAUAGAAAAUAUCCUGAUGCACGUGCCAUGGGAUAUCCGUUCGAUCGUCAGCCUCGUGCUGGUGUUGAAACUUUGGCUCAGUUCCUUACUGGAAAUAUGGCGGUAACUGAAAUAACUGUUCGCUUUUCAGAUACAGUUGUACCCAGAUCAAGAACCGGAGGCAUGGGAAACACGUUAAACUUUAAUUAA
This is a messenger RNA of Habropoda laboriosa, 3063 nucleotides long. RefSeq lists its product as uncharacterized. Gene Ontology annotation, biological process: signaling; centrosome localization; kinetochore assembly. The transcript is spliced from 6 exons. Gene Ontology annotation, cellular component: spindle pole centrosome; nucleus; cytoplasm. Lineage: Eukaryota; Metazoa; Arthropoda; Insecta; Hymenoptera; Apidae. Bases 1 to 3063 code for a protein of 1020 amino acids. The record is from RefSeq and is a predicted model, not a curated record. Gene Ontology annotation, molecular function: microtubule binding.